AUGGCACCUGGAAUCAUUGGCGAGCAGCCAACUGGCGGUGCACUUCCUUCCUUUUCUAAAUCAGAUGCCGCCCCAGUGCUCUAUCAGAAUGUUGACGAGGAAUCAUUACGGAGGAAGACAGAAAAACACUUGUUGUACUACGGUACCAGCUUUAACAAAGAUGUUAUUUGUGGCGCCAAGGGCCUGUAUGUCUACACUGCCUCGGGCCACAAAGUGCUGGACUGGACGUCAGGUCAGAUGUCGUGCCUGCUCGGUCAUGGCCACCCCGAGAUUGUGAAGACAAUCACUGAACACGCAGCCAACCUUGACCAUCUCUUCUCCGGCAUGGUCUCCCCACCGGUGAUCUCUCUCGCGGACAGAUUAUGUAACCUCCUGCCCGCGGGCCUGGACAAGGCUUUCUUCCUGUCCACUGGGGGUGAGAGCAAUGAAGCUGCGAUCAAAAUGGCCAAGGUGUUCACUGGCAAGUUUGAGAUUGUAGGCUUGGGUGCAAGUUGGCAUGGCGUCACAGCUCAGGCUCUUGGCACCCAGUAUCAUUUCGGCAGGAAAGGACAGGGACCAUUGAUGCCAGGCAUGCACAUGCUACCACAGCCGAAUGCCUAUCGGACCAUCUUCCGGAAACCAGACGGCAGUUAUGACUGGGAAGCUGAACUUGAAUACGGCUGGAAAAUGAUCGAUAUGGCCUCCUGCGGUUCUUUGGCUGCUUGCAUUGUCGAGCCUAUUCAGUCAUCGGCCGGAAUGCACGUGCUUCCCGCUGGUUAUCUCAAAGCAAUGAAGAAGCAUUGCGAACGCAGAGGCAUGCUUCUUAUCGUCGAUGAGGCGCAGACGGGUGUUGGUCGUUGCGGAGAUUUGAUGGCUAUUAUCCAUGACGAUGUCGUGCCGGAUAUCCUGACACUCAGUAAGACCUUGGGCAACGGGCUGCCACUCAGCGCCGUUGUAACCAGUGCAAAGAUCGAGAAGACUUGCAAGGAGAGAGACUUCUGUUUCUAUACGACUCAUAUUAAUGAUCCACUCCCGGCGGCAGUUGGCGACAAAGUGCUUGAGAUUGUGGUACGAGACAACUUGGUAAACCAGUCGAAGGAGCUGGGUAAGAUAUUGCAUGCGGGACUGAAAAGGUUGGAGGGCAGGUACGGUUGCAUCGGUGAUGUUCGGGGUCGAGGCUUGAUGGCUGGCGUCGAGAUUGUCGCGGAUCGGUCGACGAAAACACCAGAUCUUGACUUGGCUAAGGAAAUCGGCGACCGUGCGUACGAGCUCGGCGUAUGGGCAAACCUAAGCAGCCAUCCUAGCUUUGGUGGCACGUUUCGUAUUGCACCUCCUAUCACCAUCACGAAAGAGCAGUUGGAAUUCGGCCUCACUGUGCUCGAAGAAGCAUUUGCAUCAACUCCAGGGUCUCAACCUUUGUAUUAG
This is a messenger RNA of Neoarthrinium moseri, 1404 nucleotides long. RefSeq lists its product as uncharacterized. Gene Ontology annotation, molecular function: pyridoxal phosphate binding; transaminase activity. NCBI's taxonomy places the organism in Eukaryota, Fungi, Ascomycota, Sordariomycetes, Amphisphaeriales, Apiosporaceae. The record is from RefSeq and is a predicted model, not a curated record. The transcript has a single exon. Gene Ontology annotation, cellular component: mitochondrion. Bases 1 to 1404 code for a protein of 467 amino acids.